AUGCGCCAGGCCGUUGAAAAUCGUGAAUUAAAAUGCGAAUAUUAUGGAGGUAACAAUACCAGAUGUUCGUUGGUGGAUCCUAAAUUAAGCGUUGAACAGAACCCAGGAUGUUUCGAAGAAAUGGAUGAGAUGAACACAACUCGAGUUUACUGCGGCUUAAGUUGCGAAGAGUCCGAUGAAACUACUAUUGUGACAAAGAAACCUCAAUGGAAUCAUCAAUGUUCAAUGUUCUAUACGUAUAAUCUCGAAAGAAGGAGGAAGGACUGGUACCUCUGGAGAAGCGAAGCGUGCAUCAAUACUACUAUUUCUUUCGACGUAUCCUGUGGCACGUACCGUGAUCCACGAAUAUUUUUCUACCGCAACGAACAUCUUUUCGAAUAUGAGGAUGGUGAGGAGGACAAAGGAAAACUAGGCCAAAGUCCAGAUCUACUACGCAAUUCUUAA
Messenger RNA from Necator americanus (New World hookworm), 444 nucleotides. RefSeq lists its product as uncharacterized. Lineage: Eukaryota; Metazoa; Nematoda; Chromadorea; Rhabditida; Ancylostomatidae. The transcript is spliced from 4 exons. The record is from RefSeq and is a predicted model, not a curated record. Bases 1 to 444 code for a protein of 147 amino acids.